Messenger RNA from Pseudogymnoascus destructans, 1637 nucleotides. RefSeq lists its product as uncharacterized. Lineage: Eukaryota; Fungi; Ascomycota; Leotiomycetes; Thelebolales; Thelebolaceae. The record is from RefSeq and is a predicted model, not a curated record. The coding region runs from base 211 to 1386 and encodes 391 amino acids. The transcript has a single exon.
GUUUUGGUGAGUAGUGGCAGUGAACAGACGCAUGUCGCGAAACCGCGCAUCUCGCUUCUCCAAAAUUCUCGUUCGCGCAUCUCUCUUCCUCCAACCUUGAGCGAAGCGAGAAGUUGGAAACGACGAUUAACUGAUCAUGGCAUUAUUCGAUAAUCCGAAUCGAGGAACUUACGAUACAUCCAAACCUGAAUUACCAAACCUACUUUCGGGAUGGGACAGUAUUUUCGCCUCGCAGCUCCUCGAGCAAGAGAGGCCCUUUCUGGGGGACACAAGCUGGGGGAGAUUCUAUUUAAUACAUCACCCACAGUACUUGUGUACCUUCUCGCUGUCCCGGUUCAACCAAAGAAACGCCUAGCUGCUUCUGAGGUCGUUACAAAGGCCCUCAAAACGCCAACAGCUCUCCAGAGUGGCGGCCUCGCCUCAAGUUCAAAGCAGGAUGGCGCCAUUUCAAGUGCUAAACGCAAGGCAGACACGGAAGAGCAGCUCGAUUUCAGCCUCCGGAAUGGCAAACAAGCUAAAACUGAAGCUACUCAUACGCCGGCGACAUUUUGUGCCCUUCCAAGAGAACUCCACGAGUUGAUCUUUGGCUUCGUGAAGCGGCUCAAAGAUCUCGCUUGCUUUGGCCUGACGAACACAUACUUCUGGAACAUCAGUCACGAAAUCAUUCAGCACCGCUUCGCGUCGGAGCUAGGGACCUGGGCAGGGAAACAGAUUGUCAAUGUCGGCGACUACACUGCGCCCGGAGACUAUCCUCCUGGAUUGUUCUCGCCCGAGGAGGAGAAGUACUUAACAAACAAGCAGUUCCAAUAUUGUGAUGGCGCCGGUGAGCAGCAUCUGACACCGUUGACAUUGUAUCACCUUACCGAGUCUUCGAAUUUCGAGAUGGUGGAGGCCAAGGAGAUCUCCACGCAGUCAACGCGACUCUUGGGCGGAUUGAUGAUGCGUUGCCAAAAUUCCCCCACAGACAGUCGGAUAGUUCGCUCUAGAUCCAAGGAGAUUAUACACGCCAACGAUUCAGCAUUCUUGCCAAGGGACCAGGCUUGGAUUCUACGAAAUUUGACUACAAAAGAGUUUGUCACUGCGAUCGGAAUCGCCUUAGAUGCAAAAUACAUCGACGGGCCCUUCAUUGGCUGCAUAGGCUUUGGCGAGGUUGUCAUGUCUCGAAUCUGUUGGUCUUCGGAUCCAUCAAUCAGCAUGCGUUAUACUGGAGAGAUCUGGAGAGGAGUAUGGGCAGGGCAUCGCUUUGAUAUCACAACUGUCUCGCGACACGAGGAGAGUACCAAGAAUGAGAAAUGGACGGACGUGAGCAAGGAAGUUGCAGCAGAGAUUGCGGCUAUCUGGGAGAGCGAAUAUGGAGCAGAUUGGCGAAAUAUUUUUGCGCAUUAAAGCAUGCCCGUUAACACUUCUCCGAGGAUCACACAUGGUACGAGCAGCGUCUAGAAAGUUUACAUGGCUCAAAGCUCAAUGUUGCCUUACUACUCAGAGUACUACUCAGAGAUCUUCUACAAACACCAGUACACGACUUAAUAGUGUCAGAGGCUGGCACUUAAAUAAAAAUCGUUUGCGAACAGGAGAUUGAGGGUAGGACAUUGAGGAUAGGGCCAUGAGGAUAGGGCCAUGAUGAAUCUAUACCCCCG